AUGUAGUAUUCUCGCACGUUUGAUUUGCAUUUUCUACUACUUAGUUCAAUGCUAUGAUGCUUUUGGGUCAUGUGCGAAACAGAGAGGAUGAAACACCAGUUACAGGCCGACCAUCGACGUUUCAUUUUCAAAUCGAGGGUAUGAAAUGCCUGCGCCGUCGAUGCCGAAUAUACUAGUAUUCAAGGAAAGUUUCGCAUGGAAAGUCGACUGGUGUUUGGCCAAGAUUCAUCCCGUAUUCGACGCAACGCAACCAUAGAUCUUUCCGUGGAGUUCCGUUCGCGUUUCUUCAUUUGAAGUUGGCCGGUCUCUUUUCCAAAAAGGCCGCCAUGCCCUCCUUUUGGUCGUCCGUCGCAAAGAGGGCGUGGAACAACCGUCGCUCGAACCGCAGGCCCUCCUGAAGGGACAGCUCAUCGGCCGCAUUAACGGCUUCCUUCGCGGCCCGGAGGCUCGCGGAUCCCUUGCUCGCAAUGUUGGUGGCCAUUUUGAUCGACUCGUCCAGCAAGGACUCUUCAUCGUAGACCUUGGCCACCAAACCGCUGGCGUAGGCCUCCUCGGAGCCGAUCAUGUCCCCCGUCAGACACAUGUGCAUGGCCUUGGAUUUUCCAAUCGCCCUCGUCAGUCUCUGUGUUCCACCCGCUCCAGGGAUGAUCCCGAGAUUGAUUUCGGGUUGUCCGAACUGAAAACGAGAAAGCCAUAGAAUCGAACAUCGUUUCCAAAAGAUUAGGGAUUAGAAUAAAACUUAGGACCCAAGGGGUGUUUUACGAACUGAAACAGAUCGUAUAAUCGAGCUCUUUCUCAACACAAUGAAUCUUGCUCGAGAUUCGAUUCAGUGCAAUGCAAUACAUACCUUGGCACCUUUUGCACACAAGAUGAUGUCGCACAUCAUCGCCAGUUCGUUUCCACCUCCCAGGCAAUACCCCGAAACGGCCGCGAUGAUCGGCGUCCCCCCAAGCCUCGAGACAUCCUGCCACUCGGAAAACAUGUCGGUCUGGUAGACGUCCUCGAAGCCCCGGUCCUUCAUCUCGGAAAUAUCGGCACCGGCGGCGAAGCACCGUGGGGUGGAUCCCGUCAGGACCAUGCACUUGAUGUCCGGGUCUUUGUCGAGGACCGUUGUGGCGUGGAUUAUGUCCCGGAAGAGAUCGUCGUUCAGGGCGUUCAUGGCCUUGGGCCGGUGCAGCUUGAUGACCGCUACCUUUCCAUUUCCCUCCUGUGGUUUUUCCACGAUGAUGUUGUCGUAGGAUUCCUYAAGGGACGACGACGACGACGAAAGGCUGCGGUUGAAUUCGUUUCCAAGCACUGAAGUUGGCAACCUGUUUUUGCAGCUUGCGACGACGUUGCGAGAAAUAAAGCGAGCACCUUGGC
Pseudo-nitzschia multistriata is the source of this 1362-nucleotide messenger RNA. NCBI's taxonomy places the organism in Eukaryota, Bacillariophyta, Bacillariophyceae, Bacillariales, Bacillariaceae. The record is from the annotation of a GenBank genome assembly.